AUGGCGGACCGAGACGACGACCUCAAAACCUCGCCACGGUCCCGACAAGUCCCACGGUCCCGACAAGUCCCACGGUCCCGACACGUCCCACGGUUCCGACAAGUCCCACGGUCCCGACAAGUCCCACGGUCCCGACAAGUCCCACGGUCCCGACACGUCCCACGGUCCCGACAAGUCCCACGGUCCCGACACGUCCCACGGUCCCGACAAGUCCCACGGUCCCGACAAGUCCCACGGUCCCGACACGUCCCACGGUCCCACAAGUCCCACGGUCCCGACAAGUCCCACGGUCCCGACACGUCCCACGGUCCCGACAAGUCCCACGGUCCCGACACGUCCCACGGUCCCGACAAGUCCCACGGUCCCGACACGUCCCACGGUUCCGACAAGUCCCACGGUCCCGAUACGUCCCACGGUCCCGACACGUCCCACGGUCCCGACACGUCCCACGGUCCCGACAAGUCCCACGGUCCCGACAAGUCCCACGGUCCCGACACGUCCCACGGUCCCGACAAGUUCCACGGUCCCGACAAGUCCCACGGUCCUGACACGUCCCACGGUCCCGACAAGUCCCACGGUCCCGACAAGUCCCACGGUCCCGACAAGUCCCACGGUCCCGACAAGUCCCACGGUACCGACAAGUCCCACGGUCCCAAGCAGCUCACACAGUCCCAAGCAACUCACAGAGUCCAAAACAACUCACAGAGUCCGAAACAACUCCAACGAUCCCAAAUAACUCCAACAAUCCCAAACAACUCCAACAAUCCCAAACAACUCCUACAGUCCAAAUCAAUUCCCACAGUCCAAAACAACUCGCACUUUCCCAAACAACUCACACAGUCCAAAACAACUCACAGAGUCCAAAACAACUCCAUCGAUCCCAGACAGCUCCAACAAUCCCAAACAACUCCAACAAUCCCAAACAACUCCAACAAUCCCAAACAACUCCAACAAUCCCAAACAACUCCAACAAUCCCAAACAACUUCCACAGUCCCAAACAACUCCUACAGUCCAAAUCAAUUCCCACAGUCCAAACAACUCGCACUUUCGCAAACAACUCCAACAAUCCCAAACAACUCCAACAAUCCCAAACAACUCCAACGAUCCCAAACAACUCCAACAAUCCCAAACAACUCCAACAAUCCCAAACAACUCCCACAGUCCCAAACAACUCCUACAGCCCAAAUCAACUCCCACAGUCCCAAACAACUCGCACUGUCCCAAACAACUCCAACGAUCCCAAGCAACUCCAACAGUCCCAAACAACUCCCAUGGUCCUAAAUAACUCCCACGGUCCCAAAUAA
Molecule: messenger RNA, 1305 nt
Organism: Pecten maximus
Lineage: Eukaryota; Metazoa; Mollusca; Bivalvia; Pectinida; Pectinidae
Exons: 2
Coding region: 1-1305 (434 amino acids)
Source: RefSeq, a predicted model, not a curated record